This is a messenger RNA of Amphimedon queenslandica, 1145 nucleotides long. RefSeq lists its product as uncharacterized. NCBI's taxonomy places the organism in Eukaryota, Metazoa, Porifera, Demospongiae, Haplosclerida, Niphatidae. The coding region runs from base 111 to 1097 and encodes 328 amino acids. The record is from RefSeq and is a predicted model, not a curated record. The transcript is spliced from 5 exons.
UUUGUCACGAGCACAAUAUCUAUGCUACUUCACGCCUCAGUCGUUUUCAGCUUGACAGGGUUGUUGCAACUAGUAUUAAAAAGGUUGGGCCUACAUAUGGCCGAAAAUUAAUGACUGGUUUUUUGGCAUCUCAAUCUUUUAGAUGCUCUCAAAUUCGUGUUGGAGAGUCAUUAAAGUGUGUUCAUCCUAAUUAUCAUGUGCAGCGUCAGCGGUCCACUGCUAGACAGAUGAAUCCAGUUCCUUAUUAUGCUUCCUAUUUCGGGGAAAAAUUACAUAUUGACCAGAACGAAAAACUUGCUAUGUUUGGCUUAACUCACGUCUGUGCUAUUGACGGAUUCAGUGGUAGAAUUGUUGGGUUUUCACUUAUGCCUCAAAAGAAUAACAUAGUGGUGUAUGAACAAUUGUACAAGAGUGUAAUUAAUAAUUAUGGCCUUUGGGAUCAAAUAAGAGUAGAUUGCGGUAGAGAAUGGUACCUAAUGCUUUUCAUCAAUCAAAUGUUUGCUCACUUAAGGACCAGCACUACAAAAGAACCACACCUCCAAUCUUCUUCAAAAUUGAAUCACACAAUAGAAAGAAUAUGGGUGGAAGUGAAUUCUCGAGUAAACUAUCCUAUUAAGCAGGCUUUGAUGGAUUUAGUAGAAAGUGAUCUAAUAAAUACAGAAGAUCCCAUUCACAAAUAUUGCAUUUCUUGGUUCAUUAUUCAAGUGGCUAGUAUAGGCACAUCAAUUUUUGUGAAUUCAUGGAAUGAACAUCCAAUUCCAGGACAUAAGAAUGGCAUUAUACGAAGAGGUGUUCCAAAUGUUUUAAUGAAGCAGAGCAGUAAUGCUAAAAGAAUUAAUCCAAAUUUACUUCCAAGCUCAAGCCAAGCAGUACGAAUUUAUACUUCAAGUGGAGGCGUACUAACAGAGCCAUAUCAGUUUGGCAUUGACCCUAUUGCUCACAGUGUUGAAAAGAAGUCAAUCAGACACAUGUCAUUCACACAGAAGUUUCCAUCAUUUGAUAAUAUAUUUCACGAAAUCGUAAAUGGGAAUUCAUCACCAUUUAAAAAUGCACUUAUUUUUUUCAUUGACAUCACUAAACGUCUUUCAUUGUCUUAAUACUUUUGCUGUUUUAUUUCAGUACAUGAUUUCUUCUUUUAUCAUCAA